UAUGUUCUUUUCAAAAACUCACAAGGUUUUGUUUCCGUAUGAUUUGAUUUUGAUACACUUAAGCGCUGAAUAGUAAAGUUGCAGUGUAUUGCUAUACUAACCGAGAAUUAAGACAUAUGAAUCAUUGUGGUUUGGGAUGAAGUCGCAGGAAUGAACGACACAGAAUAUAGGUGCAUACAGAUUACCAAAGAGAAGGAUUGAUGUAUCUCCCAAAUCUACGGAUAGAUAAUCACUAGGUUCAUUUCUACAAAAUGAAUAGCUCCCAAGCAGAAGUUACUUCCGCGAGUCAAGUAUCCACACCCACAACGGACAUUAGCACCACCAGGGACUCUUCAACGUCACAGAAAAGCACAACUAUAUAUAACACCACAACGUCACUAUUCAGCACGGUAAUAUACAACGAUACGACCUGGAAGUCCACAACGCCGGAAGCUGUUCCAUCAAUCUCAAUCAGUACACUUACUUACAGGGGGACAACGAAUACUACAGAUGGCUCUGGACACAGUGAUGAAUUCAACUACAGUGACGGAAUUUUGGCUGCAACGAUACUUGUCAUCAUUGUCGUGAGCUUGUUCACUAUAUCGCUGAUAAUUUAUAGACAAAAGCAGUCCAGGAAAUUGACUUCUGUCAAAGGACAAUGUGGACAAUCCCCACCACCAGAAGAUGAGGAAAAGGAAAAAGUAAAUAUCGAACCACCAAUGUAUGAGGAUGUCGAGUCAAAUGUCGAAAUAUCAAUAUUGCCAUCACAUAGGGCAAAUCAUGAGAUUGAAGAUUCUAGAAUUCCUAAAGCUGAUUGCAUGAUUGAAAGUAAUCCGUAUGUGGAGUGUCCCUCCAAUGUGUAUGACAAAGCCUAUAUACCCAGACCUCAUGUGUACGAGCUACAGACUAACAUAUACGAAUAAAUCCACAAAGGAGAAGGCAACAGUGUUAAUAAAAACACUCGACGGGGACACUAUCCGUAUUCAUAAUAUUUAAUUUUAAUUGUUUCCAUGUGUUAAAUAUUGACAAAGCAUAAAUAUUAAGCUUCACAUCUUUUGAGCACAAUUGCGCUGGAUGUAAUGACUUUGCAUGUACUGGUCCAAUAUUAAUCUCAGUUGUCCAAACACAUUAUAUAUGUAGUACUUAAUCCUAUCUAGUUGAAAAGUUGAAAAGACUAUGCCAUGGACUACAUUUUGUGGCGGUCGGAUUGUUCAAUCAAAAAGUUCGAAAUCUACAUGACUUUACAGUUUCUGUUUAUCUGUGUAAAAAACGUUUAGAUUAAAGGGAAAGGCAACCCUAACCACAUUGUUGCCUUGAUGAGUAAAGUAUUACUUACUGAUAUCGUAAACGACAGUCUUUAACAGCAAAAUCCUUGCUUAAAAAUUAAAUCAUAUUAAUCUAUCUCACAUUUCAAAUUACCCGCCUCUAAGAGAGCGACCAUUGAAGUUUAAUUUAUUACGUCACACCGUUGGUUCCCGUUUAUUUCAUCAGCAGCACUGUAAACAUUACAAGUCACGAACAGUUAAGAUUGGAGCCGUACAGAUUCGAGCCCGCUCUUUCGCAAGAAGAAUUUAAGAAAAGAAGACGUUCAGUCGAGUCGCAGUUAUAUCUUUACAGAUUCCUACAGUAUUAUUAUAAUUUACUAGUUUAGUAAUGUUGUCAGUUCAUUAUUAGUAAAUACCUGUUUCGUCUUUUAUACUUGAAAUACAUCGGAAAAUACUAUUUUGUGUAUUCCCUCCAAAUUACAGGAAGUCAGACGAUGUCAUGUAUAUCUCGAUCCCGAUCUUGUUAUUCAUAAUUGGAAAUAAACGUGUUUAUUUUGAGAAUGUGGCACAUCUUGUGUAAUAACCAAUGUUUCUGUGUUUAUUUUUGUACAUGUAUUAUUGAUAUACUUCCUUGUAUAUGUAUAACUGCUCUAUGUAAUAUGUAAAUACUCAUUGUAAUAGUGACCUAGUAACCUAGUUGUUUACAUCCGGGUCUUGGAAAAAAAACAUCUGUUAUGUAUAAAUACGGAAGCCCGUUGGCAUUUGAGCAGUUGUAAGUUAAGUAGUUGUAAACUGAGCAGUUGUAAAUUAGGAGGCUAGUUGCGACGAAGUGACCAGUUGAUGUCGAUAGAAAUCGAAGUGUAAACAAGAGGUAACUGAGUCACGAAUGCUAAUGAUUUGUUACUAUUGAUUUAUUACUAUAAUAAUAAUCAAAUAGAUUUAUUAAUUUCUAAAACUUAUUCUUUAUUAAGUUAAUUCAUAACAAUGGCCUCUAAUUCAAAAACGCGAUGUUUAACCCCUGCUUUUAAAGUUCCAUGUUAAUGUUUAAGACAAGAAUUUGUAAUUCAUAUGCGAUUUUAGAAUUUAGAUUUGCUCUUAAUAUAUGUUCUUUUAAACUUUCAAAUUCCAUAUCAUGAAGUUUUUCGUAUAUCGAGGGCAAAACGUCAUUAAUUAUUUCCAAUAUACUGGUAUUAAACAUUUCAUAUAUGUAUUGUUAUAUGAUAUAAUUAUGCAUCUAUUUUACGUAAUGAUUGAUUUGUGUUGCUUUUGUUGUGUUGACAUCAACAAUAAAUCAAUAUUGAUGAAAUUACACUGUAGUUCAAUAACAAGAACUAUGACCCCA
Molecule: messenger RNA, 2586 nt
Organism: Ostrea edulis (European flat oyster)
Lineage: Eukaryota; Metazoa; Mollusca; Bivalvia; Ostreida; Ostreidae
Exons: 5
Coding region: 252-902 (216 amino acids)
Source: RefSeq, a predicted model, not a curated record